CAGAGAGAGCAUUGUAUUAACCUGCGACAUCAUCAAACCAGGCUUGCGACGACAACCAACUACCUACCUAGCCACUCCUCUAAUAGCACCUGGCGCAACGCAAGUCGCAACCUUUGCCUUACCAGCCAGCCAGCCAACCUCAAACCACAAUUAAUCACACCAUCCACCGCAACCGCCCAUCAUGCUCACCACCACUGCCUCUUCGGCUGCGGCCGUCGCGCGCCAACUCACCACCCGCCGAGUCAUUGCUCCCUCCUUCGUCUCCCAGGCCAUCCGCACCUACGCAACCCCGGCCGGUCCCCCGCCCAAGGGCUUCCGCAUUCCGGCCCCCAAGACGUGGGACCAAGAGGAGGAACACGUGCUGGACAAGAACGGACGGUACUUUCUUUUGACGGAGAUGUUUAGGGGCAUGUAUGUGGCUAUGGAGCAGUUUUUCAGGCCGCCGUACACAAUCUACUACCCCUUCGAAAAGGGUCCCAUCUCCCCCCGCUUCCGCGGCGAGCACGCCCUUCGUCGUUACCCCUCGGGCGAAGAACGCUGCAUCGCCUGCAAGCUCUGCGAGGCCGUCUGCCCUGCUCAGGCCAUCACCAUCGAGGCCGAAGAGCGUGCCGAUGGAAGCAGAAGGACGACCCGCUACGAUAUCGACAUGACCAAGUGCAUCUACUGCGGAUUCUGCCAGGAGAGCUGUCCCGUGGAUGCGAUUGUGGAGAGUCCCAAUGCGGAGUACGCGACGGAGACGAGGGAGGAGUUGUUGUAUAAUAAGGAAAAGCUACUCUCCAACGGAGACAAGUGGGAGCCUGAGCUUGCGGCUGCUAUUCGCGCCGAUUCUCCUUACAGAUAAAGGGGCUACGGUGUGAAGACCGGAUAACAGGACGGAC
Molecule: messenger RNA, 878 nt
Organism: Neurospora hispaniola
Lineage: Eukaryota; Fungi; Ascomycota; Sordariomycetes; Sordariales; Sordariaceae
Product: ferredoxin-like iron-sulfur subunit of mitochondrial complex I
Exons: 3
Coding region: 182-841 (219 amino acids)
Biological process (GO): mitochondrial electron transport, NADH to ubiquinone; mitochondrial respiratory chain complex I assembly
Cellular component (GO): membrane
Molecular function (GO): 4 iron, 4 sulfur cluster binding; NADH dehydrogenase activity
Source: RefSeq, a predicted model, not a curated record